Messenger RNA from Eleginops maclovinus (Patagonian blennie), 1386 nucleotides. Its product is annotated as beta-2-microglobulin-like. The transcript has 3 exons. Lineage: Eukaryota; Metazoa; Chordata; Actinopteri; Perciformes; Eleginopidae. The record is from RefSeq and is a predicted model, not a curated record. The coding region runs from base 783 to 1184 and encodes 133 amino acids.
GCUGGAGCAGUUUGUGAACGAGGAGUAGGCCAAAAUACCCGUCGACAGGAGCAGAACUCUCAUUGAGAGUUAGAAAAUCGCUUGAUUUCAGUGAUUGACUCAGAAGGUUGUGCAACAAAAUAUUAACUAAAGGCACCCUCCCAUGAAUUCCACUUCAUCUACGGCUGCCUUGAGUCCGGCGAUGUGCGAGUGGAUGCCCAUUUUGAUGACAACGUGGCGAUGUACGCCGAUUUUAACAAGGAGGAGGCAGUGUUCGUGAUCCCUCACAUGCCUCAGUCCGUGAAAUACUUUGAGAAAAUGGCUUAUGAAUACGCCAAAUCUAGCAUCGCUCACUGUCACAGUGUUUUAGGUCAAGCUAGAAUAGCAGAUCCUGGUGCUCCCUUACAGCAAGGUAGAGUUUUAAAAUGUGUUAUUGGUUAAAUGCAAUGAAUUACAUAUGUUUUGUUUAAUGAAUCAAAUAGGUUAACCACCUACUGCAUUUAAAAUAUAUAUAUUUAAAAUAAAGAAGUAGCAGCCAAAAUGAAAACCAAUAAGAAAAUUCAGGUAGUAAGCCUACCUAUUAUAUAUUAAAUUGAUCUUUAUUGUAAUUGCCAUUGUUAUCCUGUUAGUAUUCCCCAUUUUUUUUUAACAUAACAGUAAUCUGAUUACGUCUCUUUAAUGUCACUGUAAGGGAAUACUUUUUUGUAUCCUGAUAACAUAAUGGCGUUAUCCUAUAACUAAUUCCUGUGAUCAUUUGGGGAAUCAAAAGAAGUCCUCUUUCACUUCUUCACUUCAUUGACCAGAUGAGCUCCAAACCUCUCAUCUACACACGGUACGAGGAGGAGGCUGGUGUGGGGAACUCUCUCUUCUGUUUGGCCAAUCACUUCUACCCCCCGUCCAUCAACUUCACCUGGACUAAGAACGGGGUGGAGCUGAUGGAGCGGGUAUCGAACCUGCGGUACCGUCACAAUAGUGACGGGACGUUCCACAGGAUUUCAACGCUGAGUUUCACUCCUGGAGACGAAGACGUUUACUCUUGUUCGGUGCAGCACCAGGCCUCACCCCAGCCUCUCUCCACGAGCUGGGAGCUGAAGGAGAGUCAGUACAGCGUGUGUCCUGCUGCUGGAUUCUUUGGAGCCAGUCUGGUUUUGUGCCUGAUGGGAAUCGGGUCCGGGGCUUUCUUUUUCACCAAGCAGCCAAAUUAAAGCCUUUACUUUUGAGAUUUCACUCAGAGCAGCUCAAGCAGCAUUAAACUAACCACUUUUUUUUAUGUUUUAUUUGACCAUUUGUUUGUUCUACUAUGUAUUUACCAUGAAUGAAUGAUAGUUACUGUAAACGUUACAGAGAUUAUUUUUCUUUUAUGAUCUUAAGGUGAGACCACGUUUUGUUGUCAAAUUUGAAUCUAAA